Messenger RNA from Tinamus guttatus (white-throated tinamou), 927 nucleotides. RefSeq names its product glutathione S-transferase theta-1. The record is from RefSeq and is a predicted model, not a curated record. Lineage: Eukaryota; Metazoa; Chordata; Aves; Tinamiformes; Tinamidae. Gene Ontology annotation, molecular function: glutathione transferase activity. Gene Ontology annotation, biological process: glutathione metabolic process. Gene Ontology annotation, cellular component: cytoplasm.
AUGUCAGGCCGUGUAACCUCCCUGGAGCAGGCAAAGCCUCAGCCUCUUGUGCACCCCUGUUCGUUGAGCACCCAGGGAACCAUCCCCCUCCCUUUGCUUUUCCUUAUCACCAAGCAAUCAAGGGCCCCAGUGAGGGGCUCGGCCUGGCUGGAGUUUGCCCGGAGCCGGGCCGGGGCCGGGGCCUGGGCCGGGGCCGGGCAGCAGCGCGGGCCGCCCCUGUCCUCGCAGCCCUGCCGGGCGCUCUACCUCUUCGCCAAGAGCAACAACAUCCCCUUCGAGUUCAAGCGCGUGGAGCUCAUGAAGGGGCAGCACAAGAGCAAGGAGUUCCGCAAGGUGAACCCCAUGAUGAAAGUGCCGGCCUUAGAGGAUGGUUCCUUCCUCUUAUCGGAAAGCAUUGCCAUCCUCCUCUACCUGGCCCGCAAAUUCAAGACGCCCGAUCACUGGUACCCAUCUGACCUGCAGAAACGGGCCAGGGUGGAUGAGUACCUGUCGUGGCAGCACGCCAACAUCCGCGCCAAGAGCAGUGACGUGUUUGUAUCUAAGUUCAUGCUGCCUGUCCUUGUCGGCCAGCCUCUGCCUCCGAAGAAACUUGAAGAAAUCGUUGAGGAGCUGAACACUGUCCUGAAGCAGUUUGAGGUGCAGUUUUUGCAGGACAAGCCCUUCAUCGCAGGCAGCGAGGUGUCCCUGGCAGACCUGGUGGCACUGGUGGAGCUCAUGCAGCCUGUAGGUGCUGGCCACAACCUCUUUGAGGAGAAGCCAAAAUUAGCUGAGUGGCGCAGCCGGGUGGAAGCAGCGGUGGGGCCGAAGCUCUUCGAGGAAGCCCAUCAGACAAUCUUGAAAGCCAAGUACAUGACUCCUGAUAAAAUUCCACCUGUGGUGCUGGAGGUUAUCAAGAGCCAGGCCCUAAAGCAGAUUGGCCAGGCUUAG